AUGGCGCGUGGCCCUGGAGACUCUGCGGACGAUCCCUCCCAUCUUCGGCAGCUUUCCCAUGAAGCUACCGAGGACAUCGAGUUCGACGGCUCAUGCAUCCCCAAGGGGUGGCGGUGUUACAGGCGUCCAGCGUGGACGCAUAUGGACCCCAAAGAUAUUCUGGACCUCGACAAGUUCAAGCCAUCCCGGUUCGAGAGCCAGGCGCCACCCUACUCGUUCGUGGCGUUCGGCGGCGGGUAG
Miscanthus lutarioriparius is the source of this 240-nucleotide messenger RNA. Lineage: Eukaryota; Viridiplantae; Streptophyta; Magnoliopsida; Poales; Poaceae. The record is from the annotation of a GenBank genome assembly.